Messenger RNA from Auanema sp. JU1783, 257 nucleotides. The record is from the annotation of a GenBank genome assembly. NCBI's taxonomy places the organism in Eukaryota, Metazoa, Nematoda, Chromadorea, Rhabditida, Rhabditidae.
CUGAAGAACGUCACUCCAAAAUUAGAAGUGGUAACGAAGAAGGCAGUAGAAGAUGAAGUUGAUAACUUGUCGACGAAAAACCAAGUGGUAGAGGUUGUUUCUGAUGAAUUGAAUAGAGAGAAGGUUGAAGCAUCAAGUAAUGCUCAUGAUUUGCCCGUUCCUAAGUCCCGCCAAUCUAAUUUUGUUAAUACAAUCAUCGAGAAAGAGAAACCAAAGUCCAGGAAGAAAGGAUUGUUUGAUUCAGAUUCGGAUGAAGA